Vicia faba (fava bean) is the source of this 1314-nucleotide messenger RNA. The record is from the annotation of a GenBank genome assembly. Lineage: Eukaryota; Viridiplantae; Streptophyta; Magnoliopsida; Fabales; Fabaceae.
AUGGAGGUGGUGCAACUAACAAGAUUCAACUCAAUGGAGAAAAGACCAAGAAUGUUGAAGGAUUUUCUAAGUGAGAAUCCAAACUCAUGUUCCUCAAGCGGAUUCAAAUCAUUUCCAAGAAUAACACCACAAAACGACGUCGUUAAACUCACACCAAUCAACAACAACACCAUUCAAAUCCAUCAUCACUCACAUUCAUCAUCAUCCAAAUUUCAAACACUCAUCAAAACCAUAAAAAACAACGUCUCAUUCUUCAAAAUUACCAAACCACCCUCCACCAUGCUUUCUCUCCCACGAAGCCUCACGCGAAAACUAUCCUCAAAGAGAAGAAGAAGAAGAAACCAGGGAUGCAAAGGAGAAAGAGAAACCGAAAUCGAGUUCAGUACAGUCAAAAUCAAAGACAUCAUACGGUGGAAAUCGUUCCGAGAUUUACAACCUUCCGUUCCGUCACCGCCGGUUGAUUUUCACCGUUAUGUAACGGAAUCGUCUACGGUUACAACUGCAACAACUUGUAGUAGUAGUGACGAUGAUUCUAGCUGGAGUGACGCUGAUUUUUUUAAUGCUUUAUGGGAAGCGCAAAACGACGGCGUUCAAGACAGCCAAAGAAAUUCGUUUUCAUCUGUUUUUGUCGGCAAGGAUUCGCUGGCAGAGUUCGUUGGGGCCAAGGAAGAUUUGAUAUGCCAAGAUGAACAACACAGUCCAGUUUCGGUUCUUCAUGUUGCAGAACAUGAAUUUUCACUCUUUGACCAAAGUCUUGCCAAUAUUGAAAGGAGAAAACAAAAAUGCAGACACAGUGCUGAUAAAUUUGAGAGUCUUGUAAAAUUUGACCUUGCAAUUGCAAACUUGGAUAGGUGUCUGUUAUUAGAUGAGAAAUCAUGCUAUGAUGAAGAAUAUGAAGAUGAUAAUGAGGAGGAUGAGGAGGAGAAGAAAACUGAAGAACAGGACUGGGUUGAGGAAAGGGCAAAACAAUUGCUACAUUGUGUUAAAGCAAAAUGUUCUUCAAUGCAAAAUUGUGAUGACAGUUUAAGUAUAGUUCUGUUGGAUUUUUUCAAGGAAGAACUAAAUGGUAAUAGAAACCAGAAUUGUGAUGAGGGGUUUGAGUUGGAGAUAUUGAAAAUAGCUGAAGAUUGGAUAAAUGGGCCAUUUGAAAAUUCUUAUGAUAUUGUGCUUGUUAAUAAAGAUGCUUAUAUCAAGGAAAUGGAUAGGAGAAAUAGGUGGUCUAGGUUUGGAGAGGAGCAAGAGGAAUUGGUUUUAGAGAUUGAGGAAGCUAUAUUGUAUAGUUUGUUUGAUGAUAUUUUGGAGAUGGAUAGUUAA